Lymnaea stagnalis (great pond snail) is the source of this 10672-nucleotide messenger RNA. The record is from the annotation of a GenBank genome assembly. NCBI's taxonomy places the organism in Eukaryota, Metazoa, Mollusca, Gastropoda, Lymnaeidae.
GAAAACGAAAGGAGUGAAAACCGGAAGACCUUAAGAAUUUGUGUUUACGGCUCUUAAAACUAAAACGCAUAAACAGCAGAAACUGAAAUAAUACAACAUACCUGGUUAUCAUACAAUACGUUAUAAGCUCCCCAGAACAAACUAUUAUCCUGUUAUAUAUUGGCUAUUAAAGGUAAGAGAUGGAUUAAAUUAUAAAUCAUAAAUAUUGCAGUGGAAGAAGCUACUUUGUGGUUUAGUUCUUUUAACUUUUAGUUUUAAAUUUAAAGUCGUGUAGUGACAGUGUCAGUAGACAGUAGUACUAGAAGUCGGGGUAAGUCGAUUACCAUGGCCAUAUGACUAUUGACUAUUAUGAUGUAAAUCAAAUUGGUCAUGGUUGAAUCUGUUUCAGUUUUAGUGUAUAGUUUAUUUAUAAAACUGAAAUGUUGUGUUGCAAAAUAUGUAUAUCUAAAUCUUAUAUCACUGCCAUGUGUAAGUUAGGGUGGCUCUGAAAAAUGUUUGGAGUUGGACUCCUAAUAAUUUUAAUUUUAUUAUUUUUAUGCUAUUACUAUUAUUUUUCAUUCUUAUGUGUAUUUAUUCAUGAAGUGGUUAGGCAAGGCAAAUGCCCUCAAAGGGAGCUCCCCCAUAGAUUUUGCAUGUUUGAUCCCUAAAAAAUUAACAUUUAUUUAAUGAAAUAAGUGAUUUUCAGUGAUUAUAACACUGGCAUUGCUCUCUACAAAUUUAAGGGUAGAGUCUCUACCCUUAAAUUAAACAGUUAUUUAAGUUAUUUGCAUAUGAAAAGUUCUCUUCACCUUUUUCUCCACAGAUUGUUGUUAUAUUAUAUUGGUAAAUUUUAAGGACUGGACCAAUUAUGUUAUAAAUCUAUGACAUAAGAAUGAAAAUCUCCAAUGUUCUAAACUGUUCUUUUUCUGAGUGGUACCCAAAAUUUAGAAGUUUUUCAUUCAAGAGGUCAGUGAACUUUAAAUCUCUAUUUUUUAUAAGAUUUUUAAAACUUUAAUUUUUAUCCAGUGGAAAUUUGUUUACUUAAUUGUGUAUGCUUCAUAAAUCAUUUGAAUACUACCUACUACCAGUUCAUAUUUUAAGGACAGAAAAUUAACAGUUUUAUAAUCAUGUCAGUCUCAAGUCAUCAACACUGUUGAAAACAGGCAUGCAAUGCCAGUUGAAGUUUAAGUACCUGUAGUAAAAGAACAAGGUCCUAUCAAUAAUUUCUUGGCCUCGUGGGAUUGCUUGCAAAAAUACAAGAACAACCCAGAGAUCAAGUAGCUAUUACCAAAUAUAUCAUAAUAACAAUUUACACUAAUAGAUAAAGGUCUCCACCACUAAUUAAAUCUACUGAUCUUUUUAUCGGUUUAUUGGACUUAUGAUUUGUGAAUUUUAGUUUUAGCCAAUAAUAGUGUCACAGAUGGUGGUAUGAGGUAUGGCCCAUCGCGUACCAAGUAGUAUUGGUGUUGGUUAAUGCAGGGCUGCUCCUCUCUGUGAUAGUUCCGUAUCCAGACGUUGAGGAAUGUAACGAAGACAACACAGACUUCAAUGAAUGACUAAGAAAUUCCUCUUUAACAAUUAUAAUCAAAAGAAUGUAUUGAUAGAUAUAAUAUAGUCUAGUAAUGUUUCUUUUCCAACUGUUAACAUCCAUUAAUCUUCAACCUUUCCAACCUCCCAAAACAUUCCCCACUUCCUCCCGGAAAUCGCACCCCAGCUCAUUUAUCAUUAAAUAAAAGUGGUGCCACAUAGGGGAAAGUUCAGAACAAAACACAUUAUAAAUUACAGGAAGAAGCAAUGGAGCGCCGUUGUUAAACCCCACCCCCAGUCAUUUGUGACAAAUAUUUAUAACCCCGCUCAUGGAUUCCUUCAGACGUGAGAGAUAUGUUUGAAAUAUCAUUAUUUGGCCUGAAUAAUGGUGUUUUUUUAGCCAACUGCACCAGUUAAUUAACAGUCACAUUUUAUUUCGGUAGAUGUAUAAAGAAUUACAAAGUUUGAAUCUUUAAAUUUCAGUAUUGUCAUCCCACUUCCAGACUUCUUCCUGUCAUAUCUUCACACAGAUGGUGUCAUUCUUCCAAACAGGUGAUACUAAAUCAUUUUUGUUUUAUUCUAAAACAUGCUUCUGCUUGAACUUGCAGAAUUAACCUCUAAAAGCAGUCUAUAUAAAAGAUAUAUAUAUAUAUAUAUAUAUAUGAUUACAGCCUCGGCCAUCCAAUUAGUCUUGCCAACUGUCCAUACAGCAUAUUCUUUGGAAUACGGCCUUUUUCCAUUCUCCUUACAUGACCUUACCAGCAAAGGCGCCUCUUAACAAGAGCGGCAAACAUGCUACAUAUUUUGGCACGUUCCAAUACCUUUUUGAAUAUGUCUUUUAUAUAAACUGUUUAUGUUUUUUGCCUCGAUUAGUGUACCUUUUCUGAUAUUCCCAUCUUGAGGCUUGAAAUGACUAUAAGUUGUGAAAGGCUGAAGACCAAUGCACCAGCGCGUUUUGGUGUUUAACAAUAAAAGUAACUAUUCAGUGUGUCUUUUAAGUCACUUUAUAAACACAAAUACAUUUUUCAUAUUUCUGUAUCACAGAUAGUGUUUAUUUUCUUGAAAUAACUCUUUUCUAUACUUAGUUCACAUCAUGGUGUAUACACAAAAUCAAAAAAUUUGGCCAUGGAUGGAGAUGAAGAUGAUCCAGAUAUUAGAGAUGAUGAACUCAUGAAAAUGUAUGAGGUAAAUUAAGUUGUUUUUGUUAAUAUGCUGGUGACAUUUAAUAUACUCUCAAUAAUCUAGAGUAAAAUUUUCAUCAAUUUUUACAUAGUCAGUUCUUGCAAAUGACUCAAAUGGGCUAUGUUAGUAAAGCAUUGUCAUUGCUUUUAAAACAAUUCUGGAAUUUUAUCACAGUUAAACCUAACAAACUUUUUCUUUUUAAAGAUUUAAAUUUGAAUAUAUUUAGUUUUACAUUGUAAAUCAUGGGUGGCCAACCCAAAAUGCUUUAAGGGCAACUUUGAUAGUGAGUAGACCUUAUGCGAGCCAUAUGUAAUUACACGUUUUCAAUGUUAUAAGAAUCACUCACUAAAUACUGUAUACAAUUAUUUAUUUACUCUUAAUGCACAUAAUGAAAAUGCAAAAUAGCAAAAAUAAAACUUAACCAAUGGGAUAAAUGCUUACCUUUUCUCUUACUUAAAAUUUUAACAUCAUCAAUUUAUUUAUAUAUUGAAUGAAGAACAAAUAAGUUUAUUUUUGACACUCAGGCACCGGCGGGCCACAAUAUUUAAUGUGACAGGCUGCAUGCGGGCCGCAGGUUGGCUUCCCCUGUUUUAAAUUUUUUUAAACUAGAGAAAUUUAAAAAUUCAAUUUUAUAACCUAAACCAAAAAUGAAUUUUUGUAUAGAGUACUUACAAUUAGUGUAUUAUGUGCACGGAGACAAUUAUUUGUAAUGUAUGAGACCUUAUUAAUAUUAAAUUUGUUAUCACUAUUGAAAAACUUCAACUUAUCAUUAAAAUUUGAAAGAAUACAUGGUAUAAAUAGAUUAACUAUUUUCCAGUCAGACUGGUCAACAAGUUGCAUCCAAAGCAGCGCUGAGGUCAGUAUCUAUGCUAUCCUAAUUCUUUAGUUAGUAGAGAUACUUUUUAUAACUCUAAUAUUAAUUUUACACCAACGUCAUUCAGAUUUGAUAACUAGUCAAUUUCAUUUUGUUCCUUUUUUCAAACUAAUAUUUUAAAGUUAUAAUUUAAAAGUGAACAAAUAGUCCGUCUUACGAUUAAAAUAUAUUAUUACACUAUGCUGAUUUUGUUUCUUGUUUUGUUUCUUGUAUUUUUAUCUUAACAUCUAAAAUGUAAUUGCAAACACAGAGAAAUUUAGAAUGACUAUGUUUUGAAUGUAAAUUUUUGAAAGAAACAAAUAUAAAACAAGACAUGUGACAUACUUUGAAUUUUCUUGUUAGGCUCCAGAUUUUGGAGAAUUUGAUAUCCAAGUAAAGUCAGCUAUAAAACUUCUGGGUGGGAAAGUUUUUCCAAAGUUGAAUUGGAGCUCCCCAAAAGUAUGUUUAUCUAAGCUUCCUCUGUUAUGUGGAAGAUCUGAUGUGUACAAUUAAUAUUGUUUAUUUUCAAAAUAAUUAAAUUUGAGUUAGCCAAACUGUUAUUUUAAUUGUUAAAAUAGACAUGUAUAUAACUAUUCAAUUUACUUAGGUUAUGAUAUAUUUUUUAAUAUUUAAGCUAAACACAAGAGGCUUGAAUUUAGCAACACAAAUAAAAACACUAAUAGGAACACCUUAAUUCUUUUUAAACUGUCCUGAAUACCUAAAUAAAUUAAUGUUAAGUGUGGGUUGCAUGGUCAUCAUGUAUUGUAAUAAAUUUGUGAGUAAAUUUAUGAAAGGUAAAGUACUUUGUAGCCGUUUUGGGUAACUGUGAAAAUUAUAAUGUAAAAAUGUAUGGUGUUUUUAUGUAAGUUGUGAAAAUAAACUUUUAAACUAUUAAAAGUAUACAAAAUUAAUUUUGAAUUUGUAAACGAUAGAAUGCUUCAAAUCCUGCUUUUUAAAUACAUAAUUGCAAUACUUUUUUUUAAAUCAACAGGAUGCAACUUGGAUAGCGUUUGACAAAACUUUAAUGUGCACCUGUCCUAGUGAUGUUUACUUAUUACUGAAAAGUUCAGAAUUUAUUGCACAUGAUCUUGAUCAGCCGUAAGUAGCUUAUAUUUUGAUUUUGUAUCAGAAGUUGUUUAUUAAAAUGUGGGCAAUUAUUUAACAUAAAACACCUGGGAAAGACAUAUUUUUUAAUGUCAAAAGAAGUUUAAAAAAAAAUAUUUUUUUUCUUACAAAUUUCUCUUUUUUCAAAGACUCUUAAACAUAUAUUCUUUAAAGCAAAUUAGUGCUAUUUUUACAACAUGGAUUUUAAAAUUAAUGAACAAAUCUAAUUAAAGUGUUAACAAGCUGUUGUAUUUCAUGGGAAAAAAUUAUAAAUCAUAGCAUUAUUUAAUUUUCCUAUUUUUGGAAAACUUAAUUGUCCGAAAUAUUUUAUUGUUUCGGUUCAUUUUAAUAUUUAAUGUUUUGAUAUUUUAAUUGCAAUAAAAUAUUUCCUCUAGAUUCUCCCUUUGUGAAGACCACACAAAUGCUAGUGCAGGACAAACGGUUGAUUAUACUUUAGUGUUACGUAAAUGGGAACCUCCAAAUCCAUCUACAGAAUUCAGGUGUUUUGUUCAUGAGAACAAACUGAUAGGUAAUAUUUAGAUGUUUUUGUUUUUAAACGUGUAUUUCUUUUUAACCAAUUACAUCCUGAUUUAUUAGAAGAAAUUUUUUUUUUUUUUUAAAGUUCACAACUUUCUGUACUAGAUCUAAAUCUAGAUGAAACAUGGAAAUAAUUUUCUUCAAAAAUUUAACAGCUGCAAAAGAAAAGAAGAAAAAAAGAUAAGUUUACACAUAAAUUAUGCUGCCAUAUUUUAUCUGCUUCUUAUUAAAAAUUUCACUACAUCAAUUUACAUAAAUGAACCUAUUUAAAUGAAUAAAUAACUUUAGCUCUGUAGUUAUCCACAAAUCAAAGCUAUAAACAUUUGAAUGGGACUCCAAAGCAAAACCAGACAUAUAUGUUGUUAUGUUAUAGCCUGUGUCUUGGUCUAUUUUCCACGUCAAAUUAUAGCUAUUUAUAGCACUUUUCUCCACUAUUAUAGUGUAUGGCUUUUUUUCAUUUCAACAUGGAACUAUUAUUAGCCAACACCACUUGUCUCAUUAGAAUAGUCUUGCUUUGACAUCGUUGUUUAAAUGUGCUGUGUCACUCCUUCCUUACUUGCCCCUUUCUUGGCUGGGAAAAGGGUGUUUACAUUCCAAUGUGAUCCGUUUAUUCUAAAGACUGCCAUUAAGUGUCACAAUUUCUAGAAUUUCUGUACUAGAACGUUCUGAAUUGGUUCCUAUAUAUAUAUAGGCUGAAUGCUUUCUUAGUAGUGAGACAUAGAUAGACAAAGCUAGACAGAUAGAGAGUGCGAGAGACAGCUUUUCACUAUACGAGACAUUAUAUGAUUUUAUGUGUAAAUUAAUAUUUGAAUUUGAAGGAAUGUAUCUUUUUCACUUGCUGUAAGUUGAUAAAGUUUUUUUGGCUUCUGUACUCAAAUUUGUAUUUUUAAAGAAAUAUAUUUUUAUAAUUAAAUAAAAUAUUGUUAGCAUCACUAGCUUUGGUAUCAUUUUAUUUACACACUAUUUUUCUCAGUCCUUUGUUUAUAUAUUGUUUACUCUAUGUGCCAAAAUCUUAAAUGUCUGAAACCAUAACAAUACAUAACAAUGUACACACAUUGCCCAUGUGAAUAGAAAUUUGACAAUUUAAUCAAGAAAGCACAAUAAAAAUGAUGCAACAUAUAAUAUAUGUUAGCAUUUUAUAUAUUAUGGGGAUUCCUUUUUUUUUUUUUUAUCUUGACAAUUCUUGAAAUGAAAUAGCUUAAAUAUUAUUAGAGAAAAUAAAUAUUUCAUAGAUAUGACAUGUACUUAUAAAGUUUCUACACACUUUCUGAAGGUGAUUUUCACAUUUUCAGGGGUUUGUCAAAGAAAUGGAAACAAAUUUUAUCCACAUAUUAAAGAGAUUAAAGAAGUUAUUCUGGCAGAUAUUUCAACUUUUCUACACUCAACAGUAACCAGGCUUUUCCCAGAUUCUUCAUGUAAGUAUUACUUUCAUGUCUAGUAAAAUUCUUUUUAGAUGUAUCUGUCGCGAUUGUUGUAUGAUUGGUUUCUUUAAUCAAAUGCUUUUACACGCUCAUAUGUAGAAAUCACACUGAAUUGAAAACAAGUCCCAUUUCCCGUUAAUCUAAAAACAUAUCUAUCAGGCUGUACCAUGAAUCAAAUACAUGUAAAACGCAGCUCAUUAUAAGUAUAAGAAUAUAGUACAACCUUCAUUCACAACAUUCUCUCAUCAACUGCCAAACAAAAUGCACGGACACCAAAGACAGACAAUAGACACUACAUCACAAUUACAAAAAAAUUAUGUCAGGUAAUGGAGUAAAAGCGUUCAUUAAUUAAACUAAAACACACAAGACACACUGCUCUAAAUAAAACACAAUAUUCGGUGUGCAACAAUUAAAUAUCCACACUUGACAGUAGCAACUAAUAUUUUGGUAGCAGUUAUUAUUAUUUUUAUUUGAAUAUUAUCAAAAACCCUAAUUACUUUUUUCAGAUGUCUUUGAUGUGGCUCACCUAAAACAGGUACACAAUUAUAUUUUUUAUCAUUUUGAUGCAUACAGUCAAAUCAGUAUAAAAUGAUUUAGCCCAGAGAGCAAAUUAUUUUUUAUUUAAAUUAUCUAAAUCGGGGGUGGCUAGCCAGCCUUGAUGGCUAAACAGGCCACUAUGAUCAGGAGUCAACUCUUUGUAGGCUGAAUGUCCUUAACCUUAAUAACGAAAAUAAAUAUCAAAUAAAUGAUGUAUACAAUUAUUUAUUUAUUCAUAAUGCACAUAAUUAUCAGAUCAUAAGAUCAUUUUUGUACAGCCACACAUAAAUAAAUUAGAAAAAGGUGCCAGUCACUGUCACUUUCAGCCACAGGGGGGGAAACAGAAAUUGAGGACAACAAAAAGUCUCCCACGAGUGAAAAUGGGGAGGGGGCUGCAACUGCCCCCAGAAUUUUUAUUGAUAAGUUCUAAAUGCAAGGAUGCACUUUUGCAAAUACCUGAAUUUAGUUUUUCAUCAUUCUUCACUUAACUGAAGAACAACAGAUGAAAUGCUAGUGGAAACUUAGGUCCCCUUGAUCCAUCUAUGUUUUUAUAAAUCCUUUAAUUUUAAUAGUUACUUAAUGGUAAAAAAAAAUUUAAGUAUCAUUUAAGAUUACUAAUUCGAAUCUAUUUUUUAUUUUUAUUUAAUCAGUCCAAAAGAGGGACUGGUACAUUAUAAUGCUGCAAACCAUCACAAAAUUAUGCAUUAUAUCUAUUUUAAAUGUGCGUUUAUUGCAAGAAUGAAAAUAAUUGCUAGAAGAGAGAAAAAAAUAAAUUCAUUUGUGAUACAUCCACGGGAGCCACACUUUUUAAUGUGGACAGCUGCUGUAUGGCCCUCUGAAGAUCUAAACUACCAAAUCAUAAAAAAUACCUUAAAUGCAAUGUAGUCUUUUUUUUACUCAACUUUCAUACUAUAAUCUAAAUAACAAAAUAAACUGGCACAUAAUGUUAAUGUAAAUACUAAAUAUGUAAGGCUUUAUUUAAUACAAAAAAAAUCGAAAACAUCAUGCCUUGAAGAUUUUUGUUCAGAGAUUUUACUUGCAUUCUGUUGGCUUGCCAAAACUGUCUCUUUCUUUUAACACUUUUAUUUCAUAUAUCGUAGGGAACUUAUUUUUAAUUUUAUUAAAGGCUUAUCUAGUGUAUGAUUGAAAAGUGAUUUUUCAACAAAAAAAUUUCACCAUGCUAAAGAAGUGAAUCAGAUCUUCAGGGCACUGUUUUUAGUGUGUUUAAAUUCAUCUUUGUUAGAAAGUCUUUCUUAAAAAGUUUUAAAAAUAUUUUUUUUUGCUACUUUUUAGUAUUAAAAUUUUAAUCAGUAUAUUAGCCCAAGUCUAAUUGCCAUAUGCCCUGCACCGAAACCGUUCCGAACAACCAUUCCCCUACCCACUCUUCUCCCGCCACUCACCAAGUGAGCACUGCACGAGUGAUAGAGUCAGGUGUGUCAACAAAAAAAUUCAAUUUGAGCACAAGGUGGAAAAGCCAGUAAAAAGAAAGUCAUUAAAAAUAGAUUUUAAAAAACCUAAUAAUUAAAUUAUUUAAUCUAAUUUAAUAUCUCCUGCAGACUAGCAAAAUUGCUAGCAGAAGAUGAAGAGGUCUGAAGUAUGACCUAUAGUUUUUUUAAAAUAAAAUAUUUUCUUCUUGAUGCUUCAAUAUAAAAAUUAAUGUUCAAAAAUUAUGUUUAAAAAAUGCUCUACAUCAGAAUGUCAACUGCUUGGUAUAUUUUUUUGAUAGGGUAUUUUAAUUGCCCUUAUUAUUUUUUAAAUUGUCUUCAGGGCCAGAUCCUGCUUAUUGAUUUUAAUCCUUAUGGGGUUGUUACUGAUGGUCUAAUGUUUUCAUGGUGUGAAUUAAAUCAACUGGCUGCCCAAAAUCAAGAGGUAAAUUAACUGUUUGAGCUUUUUGUUUAAAUUCUUGAAAAUAAAAACUAACUAAUUUAUUUUUAGGGAAUUUAUUUUAGACCAUGUUAAACCAUAGUUUAAAACAGCAUUACAGUUAAAAAUGGUAGUUAUGUCUAUAUAUUGGCUAAAUGCUUAUAUUUAUUAGCUAUAAAUGUUGUAGUGAAAAAAAAUGUUCUUUAAUGCUUUUUAAUUAUAGAGUAGUUAAACUAAGUUAGACAUUGGCAUAAAUAAAGCUGUAGCUAUCCAUAGAGCUGAAAGUGCGACUUACUUCAAAAUUAUAAAAUUAAAUGAAAAUUAAUUUCGUUUUUAAAACGUUCACUUAAAAAAGUAGUUAUUUGAAUGUUUGCAAUACAAGAGUUACAUAGCUUGAAGAAGUAAGUUAUGUGAAGUUAGAUGUAUUUUUAAAAUAUUGAAAUUUUCUCAGCCAUGUUUCCGCUUUGUGGAGAGUGAAGAAGGUAUCCAGAGUAUUGAUUAUGCCAACUAUUCUCUGCCACAAGAUAUUCAAGACCUUACGGCAGGGGAAGAUCCUUACAAACUUAUGGAUCUUAUGAAAAUGGUAUUUUUAUGCAUUUUUUAAUCUACAAAUUAUGAUUUGUGAUUAAGAAUUUGUAUCAAUCAAUACAUUUCAACUUUGUUUUAUCAUCUGAAUAAAUGAUAAUAAAUUAAUAAGCCUUUACAGAUAAUCGAAAGGCUUGUAAAUUUAAAUUUGAUAUGAAAAUGUUUAAUUUUCAAAACUAUAUUUUUACAUAAUAACACUUAUGUUUCUUAUUUUCCUUUUUUAAAAUGUUUCAAUAAAUUUUUUUGUAUAAAUGAUAGGAAAUGCAGUUUCAACCAAAAACUGACUGUAGUUCAAUAGUUAACACAGCCUUGUAACUUUCCUGCUGUAGUUCAAUAUUUAACAUCGCUUUGUAACUUUCCUUUAGAAAAUACAGAAAGAGUUUGACAGUGACUCCAGUUCAGAUGAUGAUACCAUACAAGAGAACCAAGGGAGUGAACAAGUGACCAAGACUGACAAAAAAACAAACAUGCCAGAUGACUCACGAGGCUCUGAAAAUCUCAGAUGAUAUUACUUAAUGAAACCCAUUUAUAUUGUUAUUAAUAUACUUAAAAGGCUGGAGUACCCAGUAAACAAGGUAUAAAUGAAUAGAUUGCUUCAAGUUUUGUUGCGUAUCAUGGAAAGUCAGUAGCGAAACUGAAUAAUACUCUCUCAACAGAUUGUCGCAGAUGAUAAAUAAAAUACAUUCUUGUUUCUGGAUUAUGAUGUUGCAAUACUUUUUUUUUCCUCUGUGUGUUGGGCUUGUAUUACCCAAUUUCAGUUUCAUCUUAACACAAUUCAAUUUUUUGGAAAUUUUAGAAUCUAAGUGGUUUAACUUAGGGAUUAUUUAAAAUUGCUUCACAUUUUUCAGACAUCAAAGGAUUAAAUUGCCCUAUCUUAAUGAGGAUUAAUGCUCAAAAGAGAAAUUUGAGUACAAUUAAAGCCUUUUUUAUUAAAACAUGGUUAUUUUUUUUUUUUUUUCAUUGAUAACCUAUAAAAUAUAACAAAAUUAAAGAGGGUAUUUUGUUAAUCUCAUGAAAUUAUCUUUUAUUACUAAAUUUGGUUUAGACAUAAAUAUAUAUUAUUUCUAAACAUAUUUUCACAUUA